This is a messenger RNA of Spizellomyces punctatus DAOM BR117, 3861 nucleotides long. RefSeq lists its product as uncharacterized. The transcript is spliced from 19 exons. Gene Ontology annotation, molecular function: protein binding; ATP binding; ATP hydrolysis activity. The record is from RefSeq and is a predicted model, not a curated record. Lineage: Eukaryota; Fungi; Chytridiomycota; Chytridiomycetes; Spizellomycetales; Spizellomycetaceae. The coding region runs from base 28 to 3726 and encodes 1232 amino acids. Gene Ontology annotation, cellular component: chromosome. Gene Ontology annotation, biological process: mitotic chromosome condensation.
CUUACUGACGAUCUCCCCCAACACACCAUGUUAUCACAUGUAGAGGGCUUAAUAGCUGAGCAACAUCCCGAAGGUGCUCGACCGCGCAUGGUCAUUUCGAAAAUGGUUCUCAGAAAUUUCAAGUCGUACGCAGGGACGGUUGAAAUAGGGCCGUUUCAUAAGUCCUUCACCUCAAUAGUCGGCCCCAACGGGUCUGGAAAAUCGAACGUUAUUGACUCGCUCUUAUUUGUGUUUGGGUUCAAAGCGAAGAAAAUGAGACAAGGAAAGCUAUCUGAACUCAUUCACAACUCCACACACCACCAGAACCUAGAUAGUUGCAGUGUCGAGGUGCACUUCCGCGAAAUAAUAGACCUGCCAGGGCCGGAUGCUUUUAGCAUGGUCGAAGGCUCUGAUCUCGUUGUGUCACGAUCUGUUGAACGAGGCGGGAGUGACAGAGCGCCAGAUAAGAGCAUCUAUCGGAUCAAUGGACGGACGAGUAGUUUCACAGAGGUGACCGGCCUGCUAAAAAGUAAGGGUGUUGACCUGGAGCAUAAGCGGUUUUUGAUUCUUCAGGGGGAAGUGGAGUCAAUUUCUCUCAUGAAGCCCAAAGCCCAAAAUGAACAUGAAGAUGGGCUGCUCGAGUAUCUAGAAGACAUCAUUGGAACCUCCCGCUAUAAACAACCCAUCGAAGAUGCAAACAAGCAGCUCGAUGAACUAAACGAGGAACGUUCAGAGAAGCUGAACCGACUAAAAUUUGUGGAGAGGGAUAAGAAGUCAUUAGAGUCGAAAAGAAAAGACGCCGAAGACUUCAUUCACACAGAAAAUCUGCUUAAGAAGAAGAAGAAUGCACUCUAUCAUAUUUACCUCGCCGAGUGCACCCUUGAAAUUGCCAGCCUUAGUUCCACCAUAGAGUCCCUAAAUGUCAAACAGGAAGGCGAAAGCCGGAGGUUCAUGACGUUGAAAGAAGAAGUGAACUCGUUGGAGGAAAGACAUAGUACCAUACAGAAUGAUUACAAUACUAUAGCAGCAAAGGCCAAAUCAGUUCGGGACGAACUGCAACGAUAUGAUCGCGCGGAGGUCGAACUUAAAGAAAAGGAAGCACAUCUGCAAAAGAAGCUGAAAAAGCUUUCCAGUGCCCUUCACAAAGAGAGUCUGCAGCGUUCGGAGAAUGAAACUUGGAUUCGCAACUUCGAUGCGGAUAUGGAGAAAGCCACAAUGGAGGCUGGUGAGCUGGCAUCACGACUUGCCGCCGAGGAGAAGGCACUCGAAACAAUCAGGGAAAGUCUAAAAGGCAAGACGGAGGUCUUUCAAAAACAGAUCGAAAAGAAGCAGGAAGAGUUAGCUCCCUGGAUGGAGAAAAUAAAUGAAAAGCAAGCGGCAUUAGACGUUGCGUCAUCGGAGAGGGAACUACUAGAGCAGAAAAUAACAUCUUCGAAAACUGCAUUGAAGGAAGCUGAGCAGAAAGUUGUGGAGCUUCGCGCUUUACUUGGGCGGAAGCAAAAGGAGCUUUCGCUAAUACGGGAGUCGCAAGAGGCUCUGGAAGCGAAAAACAUAAGUCUCCAGAAGGCAAUGCAGGAGUGCACGAUUAAGGAACAGGACCUGCGCAAAUCUGUCACGCAGUCACGGCAGAAGGCGGACGAAGCGAAGGUGUCCCUGCAGGCAGCUCAAACCAGAGGCAAAGUGCAUACAAGUUUAAUCCAGCAGAGCCACACCGGCAGAAUUCCAGGGAUCUGUGGACGGUUGGGAGACCUUGGCGUGAUUGAUGAUGCCUACGACAUUGCCGUCACCACCGCAUGCGGCGCCCUCGAUGCAAUUGUCGUUGAUACGGUAGAUGCGGGACAGCAAUGCAUCGAAUUUUUGCGAAAGCAAAGCCUUGGCCGCGCAACCUUUAUCUGCUUGGACAAGCUUAAACAGGGAAAUCGAGAGCCCAUUGACACUCCCGAAAGGGUCCCCCGUUUAUUUGACUUGAUCAAACCUAAGCAUCCCAAAUAUGCUCAGGCUUUUUAUCAAGUGCUGCAAGAUACUUUAGUGGCAAAAGACUUGGAGCAAGCGAAUCGGAUAGCUUUCGGUAAUUCGCGACGGUAUCGCGUUGUUACGCUUGAUGGACAGCUUAUUGACACUUCGGGGACCAUGAGCGGCGGAGGAAACAAACCACAGCGUGGGGGAAUGAGCUCUAAAUUUGCAGCUGACGGGGUCACGCAAGCAACUGUGGUCCAACUCGAGAAAGAGAAGGAACAGAUUGAAGGGGUGUUGCAAGAGCUGCUCGAGAAGCGCCGCCAGUUGGAGCAGCAGAUUGAUGAGUGUGGACGCCAGCUGCCCGCUGUUGAGCUAGAAUUGACAAAAGUUGAAAUGGACGUGAAGUCGCUGCAGGAAGGGUUGGCGGAUGCAGAGAAGCAUGCAGAGAUUGUCAGAACUCAACAGCAAGGGCCGAGUACCGAAGACCUGUCUCGCCGCGACGAACUCAAUAGCAUUAUAUCUAAGCUCACCAAGCAGACAAGUAAUCUGCAGGAAAGUGCGACCGUAAUUCAAGAAGACAUCAAGGAGCUACAAGGCAAAAUUCUCGAAGUCGGCGGGGUGCGGCUAAGAACACAACAAGCGAAGGUUGAUGGAGUUAACGAAGAGAUUGGCAUAAAUAACACGAGAAUGACGAAGCUGCAAGUGGAGCGGUCAACAAGAGAUAAAGCAGUGGCUAAGAUACUGAAAAGUAUUCACAAGAAUCAAACUGAACUCGACAGUGUUAAGACAGAAAUCGAGAGCAUCGAUGCAGAUCUGGAGCGUCAACGGUCCGCAGCUAGUCAAGUGAAGGGGAAAGUUCAAGAGGCUCAGCAGGUGCUGGAGACGAAGGAAACAGAGCUGGAGCAAAUAAAGGAAAUACUUGACGUCAAAACAGAAGAGAUAAACGAAAUGCGCAAACUUCAGGUCGAAACUAAGGCACAGCUUGAAAGAGCGAAGGAGGGAUUGGCAACCAAAUUGAAACAACAGAAGUAUUAUCAAAACGAAAUUUCGUGUAAUCUUCGAUUACAGUCAACUGGGUUUGAGUCAGAUGACGAGGACCUGGAGCUCGAGCAGUACACAGCCGAACAGCUGGGCGCCUUGGACAAGGAAGAAGUGGAAGCGGAUAUUCAAAAACUUCAAGCCAAAGUGAAUGAGGGGACCCCAAACCUGACCGUUCUCGAGGAAUACAGGCAGAAGCGUGAGGCGUAUCUCGCACAAGCAAAGGUGUUGGAGGAGGUAACUCUACGACGUGAUGAAGCAAAGAAGUCUUACGACGAGCUCCGGAACAAGCGGCUGGCUGAAUUCAUGGAAGGCUUCACUGCUAUAUCACAAAAACUGAAGGAAAUGUAUCAGAUGAUUACUCUUGGCGGUAACGCCGAACUAGAGUUGGUUGAUAGCCUGGAUCCCUUCUCCGAAGGAAUUAUAUUCAGUGUCAUGCCGCCCAAGAAAAGCUGGAAGAACAUUUCGAAUCUCUCUGGUGGGGAGAAAACGCUAAGUUCGCUGGCUCUGGUGUUUGCAUUGCAUCACUUCAAGCCGACGCCUCUCUACGUAAUGGACGAGAUCGACGCGGCCCUCGACUUCCGUAAUGUCUCAAUCGUGGCAAAUUACAUUAAAGAAAGAACGAAGAAUGCACAGUUUGUAAUAAUUAGUUUGCGAAACAAUAUGUUUGAGUUGGCCGAUCGGUUGGUAGGGAUAUAUAAGACGGAUAACACGACGAAAAGUAUCACCAUUAACCCUACUGCUGUUGCCUGAUAUUAGUGUACAUAGUGCGGAGCCGAUGGGUAUUGGCACUAGUACAAAGAUUCCAACCAAUUUAAUCAUAAUUUUACUCGAUUUAGACUCAUGAACUAUGGUUUGAUCCACAAAAUCCUAUAUAAGUCAUCGUCC